GUUUCUUACUCACUCCAUUUUAUACCACGAAAAAGCCAUUUCCAACCGUCACCAUUCUCGUAACGCAAUUCAAGGGGCAUUCAACAAUCCCGAAAACCCAAGGAUCGAGAAUUGAAUCCUUUCGCGAAUGCCUUCCUUCCCGUCUUGUAGAUCAUGCAAGCAAAUAGGCUACCCAUUUAUCUCGUUGGAUUUACGAGCACAUCCGGUAGGCACGAUACCAAUCCAGAUAUCUAUCUAAUUGUUUCUAUAUUAUCAAAAAUUCCACUUCUUUACUAUAUACACAUCAGAUCUAUGCGAAAUCAAAGCCUUCUUCUUAUCGCGGUCGCAUUCAUGGUCACUUGUUGGCCCUUGGCCUUGAUAUCACCGAUCCAUCAAUAAAAGGAACCCCCACCAAAUGUACCGAAUCUAUUUCCUCCUCCAAACUAUUGAUUUGAAAAUGUAACCAUCAUACAUUACUGUAUCAUAGCCUCAAAGUAGUUCUUUCUUGAUUUGAUAAUCAAGCCAUAUAAAUUUCACAAUUAUCAUUGGUAAGGUAGUAAGCCUUACGGUCCGUUCCUCUACAGAAUUCUGCACGAAUUAUUUAGCCUGUCGUUUAUGAUGGUUCUUCAACUCGAUCUUAGAGAUAUACGCCAAGUCUGACGUGCAGACACUGCUGCGCCUAUAAUUGUUCUGAUUUUCGGUGGGAUGUCCCACUCUAUUUACUCUAUUAUUGGCUAUAAAGCCUAAAAGUGUGCGCCAAACCGCAGUGAAGCGCUUAGCCGAUCUUCAUGGAGGGGUUAUCUCGAGUUGGUGGAUGAUAUCUAGGAAGACUCGGCCAAUUUUUGGAAUAUAUUUGAUACUCUUUUCUCCGGUGCAUCUUUUGAUUUAGCCAAUGUUCUCCUUAUCCAUGCCUUGGUUGUAUGGAGUUUCAAAAUUUUAAUCUUCCUUUACCCUUUUAAUUUUAGGUUUGAGCAUUUUCUAAGAGUGAUAUCAUGGUCUAUACUGAGUCCAAAUUUUCACAUCUUUCAUACUCUACCGUCGGUCAUGGUAGGACGGAUUCCCCAACAUUCAUCGAUGAUGCUUUCACUCCUAUAUCCGGAAUUGGCGUUGCCAUACCCUAUCCCGUUCUACAACGAACGUUUUUGUUGGACCCUACGCCCCCACCAAGUCCAGUACAUCAGAAAUUCAAAUAUACAUCAUCUGCCACUUCAUCAACAAUACAAGGACAGCAAGAUCUUAUAACAUUUGACAAACUUCCAGAAUGGAGCCAGGAUAACCCCCAUAUCCACUCUGGAUAUCGACAAAUAUCUCAUUCUACUUCCACCUGUUUACAUUCCUGUGUCCAAAUCCAUAAUGAAACUUUCAACAUAUGGUCUCAUUUCAUUCCUUGUAUCUUAUUCAUUAUUCUCGAAGGCAUUAUUAUGUAUUAUCUCAAUACGCGCUACCCUAAUGCUACGAUCAAAGAUCAUAUUAUCUUCUCAUUUUUCAUUCUCUGCGCAACGAUAUGUCUAGGCAUCUCGGCAAUUUUCCAUUCCCUUAUUUCACAUUCUCAAAAAGGCCGCGACCUGUGGUUAAAACUCGAUUAUGUGGGGAUUGUCUUUCUCAUCAUUGGAUGCUUCAUUUCAGCUGUAUAUAUGUCUUUCUUUUGUCAACAGACUUUACAAUAUGCUUAUUGUGGAAUGAUUCUAGCAAUGUCAAGCACGGCAUUAGUUUUCCUCCUCCUACCUGCUUUUCAAGGACAUCGAUGGCGUUCUUUUCGUGUAGUAGCUUUCUGUGCAACAGCUGUUUCGGUUCUUAUUCCCUUCGUCCAUACAAUAGCGCAGUCUGGAUGGGACAAGGCGAUGGAGCAAUCGGGUAUGCCGUAUUACUUCGCAGAAGCAUUACUGCUUUUAGUCGGUGUUGUUUGUUUUGCUAAACGAUGGCCAGAAUCGUGGAUUCCAGGUAGUUUUGAUCUAUUGGGCAAUUCACAUCAGAUAUUUCAUCUGCUGGUUGUGUUGGCCAUGGUGUUGCAUUUUGUGGGACUUUUACAGGCGUUCAAUUAUAAUUAUGCGAAAGGGGAAUGUAGAGGGACUAUUUCAUAGGAUGGGUUUGAUAUAUAUGGAGUUAUGGAAUGGUGGGAAAGGAUAGGGAUUGUACCAUAAGGUUGUAUUAUAUGUAUGGAGCUGUGAAACGGUUGGGAAAUAGGAAAGGGAUGUUUAAAUUGGGAGCGACGGUUUAGGCUGUGGUUCACACAUCAGGAUUUCAUUGUGGUAAUGUUGAGACGAAUUCAUGAUGAAUGGGAUGAAUGGGAUGAAUUGGAACAUAGAUAUGGGUAUGGACCGAUGAAUAUACAUUGGAUUGGAUUGGAAAAGAUAAAGUAGGAAUCAUAUAUCCUCGAGGAAUAUUUUGUGUGAUUUAUGAGGAUUGGAGAUGAAAGGAGAUGGGAAUGAGGCUGAAAACGUGGUAGUUAUUUUAUUGCAUCUUGAACUUAACUCGGAAGCUGCAAUGACAAUACCCAAACAAGCA
Botrytis sinoallii is the source of this 2484-nucleotide messenger RNA. RefSeq lists its product as uncharacterized. Gene Ontology annotation, molecular function: signaling receptor activity. NCBI's taxonomy places the organism in Eukaryota, Fungi, Ascomycota, Leotiomycetes, Helotiales, Sclerotiniaceae. The record is from RefSeq and is a predicted model, not a curated record. Bases 972 to 2060 code for a protein of 362 amino acids. Gene Ontology annotation, cellular component: membrane. The transcript is spliced from 3 exons.